AGAUUUUUGUGCAGUUACAUUUUUAAAGUUGGCUUCUCUACUAAGGCUUAGAAAGCAAAAUUGUUGUCAUGCAGAUCCAGACUCUCGGGUGCUUUGAUGCAUCCGACUAUAACAAAUGAGCUAUCCCUGAGGGCUAAACUAUACAGUCGACAACAGACCCAGUUCUGGCAGCCUUGAUUUCUACUGACCAGAACUAAAGCACUGACAGGUGAGAAGGACGUAAUCUGUAGCAGAGAAGCAGAAGACAGAAAGAACUUCCUUCACUCUCUCCUUGUUGCCUUCGCUUUCACCUCCGUCCUUGUAGGACCACUUCCCGCUCUACUUUUGCUGUACACCUAAAAAUGUAGUGUGCAAAGGACACACACAUUUGCAGUCAAGUGUUGAACGGAUACUUAGAAUUUGCAGCCUAAGUGAAGCAAGUCUAAACAGAAGCAAGUCGUAUUGAAUUCUAUUGGGCUUACGUCCCAGCUCUAUAAAAUGAAUGUGAUGAUGAUUCGGUGGCUGCUGCUACUACUACUCCUGAAACCCUUUUGUUCUCCUGCACCUCGGCUUCUGGAAAGGGAUGACUGCCUGGUAGAAAACAGCAAACUACAGCAGAAGCUAAAAACACUCCAAGAUUUAUCCCAGCUAUAUGCACUGCAGCUGAAAGACCUUCAGGGGAACAACUACCACAGACAAAAGAGCAAGGUUUUCUCUGCCAUGAGGACCACACAGCUGGACAUGCUUUUGCCCUCAAGGAGUGGAAGUCUCUUAGUCUAUAACCAAGAUUGCGCAAUGGUAUUUAACAGCGGAAAGACGGAGAGUGGAUACUACCGAAUUAGGCCUAGAGCAGACAGAGAACCUUUCCUUGCCUUCUGUGACAUGUCAGACGGAGGAGGGUGGACUGUGAUCCAACGGCGCAGAAACGGAAAAGAGAAUUUCUACAGAAAUUGGGAUGAUUACAAAGAAGGGUUUGGACAGUUCCAGAGCAAGGGUGAUGAGUAUUGGCUGGGUAAUGAUAAAAUACAUGAUCUACUACUUGAAGGAGAAAACUCAUUGAAAAUUGACCUGAUGGACUGGAAUGGGGAGAGACGAUAUGCAAUUUAUGAUAAUUUCCAGAUCAAGAAUGAGAGUAACAAUUACCAGAUGGGCUUCGGCACCUUUUCUGGGACUGCUGGGGAUGCUUUGUCUGGAGGGAGCAACUUUGAGACCCAGUGGUCUGCGUCGCUCAAUGGGAUGCCAUUCUCUGCUCCUGACAGGGACAAUGACCGGUUCUUAACAGGGAGCUGUGCAGAAGAGAACAAAUGUGGCUGGUGGUUUAACAGAUGCCAUGCAGCAAAUCUCAACGGGCAAUAUCACAAAAAUGGGAAAUACUCUGGCCCCUUGGACAACGGAGUGGUUUGGUCAACAUGGCGUGGGCUGUGGUAUUCCCUGAAACACACAGCCAUGAAAAUCAGGCCUACGUCCUUUGUGGAUGGAGAGAGUGGAGAUGGAGAAGCCAACUAACACGCCCCAACUAUGCAUCUGAGGAAAAGAAAAAUAUGACGGAUUUGAGGGGUUUAUAUAUACUGUCUUCAGCCUAAGUCAUCUUAUUCACAACAAUGGGGCAGGGGGCCUUCUUGGUAGUGACACCUUCCCUGU
Molecule: messenger RNA, 1620 nt
Organism: Lacerta agilis (Sand lizard)
Lineage: Eukaryota; Metazoa; Chordata; Lepidosauria; Squamata; Lacertidae
Product: fibrinogen-like protein 1
Exons: 10
Coding region: 478-1485 (335 amino acids)
Source: RefSeq, a predicted model, not a curated record